Ilyonectria robusta is the source of this 993-nucleotide messenger RNA. Its product is annotated as D-isomer specific 2-hydroxyacid dehydrogenase. NCBI's taxonomy places the organism in Eukaryota, Fungi, Ascomycota, Sordariomycetes, Hypocreales, Nectriaceae. Bases 1 to 993 code for a protein of 330 amino acids. The transcript has a single exon. Gene Ontology annotation, molecular function: oxidoreductase activity, acting on the CH-OH group of donors, NAD or NADP as acceptor; NAD binding. The record is from RefSeq and is a predicted model, not a curated record.
AUGGCUCCUUCAAGAACAGACUCACUGGAGGCCUCGAGCGUCGCCAGUCCCAAGCCAAGCAAGAAGCCCAGCAUGUACCUCCUAGAAGUCUUCCCCGAGGACUCUAUUCGCUAUUGCCAGACUCUCUUCAACACCAUCCUCCCGACCGAUCCAGAAGUUGAACAUUGGCGCGAGAACGCCGACGCCAUCCUUGUGAGAGAAAAGGUCAUCUCGGCUCAAGAUAUUGCGGCUGCUUGCAGGCUUCGGGCCAUUGGGAAGCAAGGAACUGGCAUCGACAUCAUUGAUCAAGAGGCCUGCAAGAAACGGGGGAUUCGCAUCUGCAAUACCCCGGGGGUGAACGCCGAAUCUGUCGCUGAGUUGGUGCUUGCUUUGACCAUGACUAUAGCACGCCAGCUCCGGAGCAUCUCAGUUCGUCAGGCGGCUGGAGAGGAGGUCAGAAAGGAGCAUUGCUCUGGAGUCAUGCUCAAGCACAAGUCAAUUGGCAUUAUUGGUAUGGGUGCUAUCGGUUCUGCUGUAGCCCGCAUGUUCCGCGCCGCCUUCGACGCGCGCAUCUUUGCCUACGAUCCGUUUGCGCCGGCGAAUGCGUGGGGAGAUAUUCCCCACACCCGAGUACAAGACUUGGAAGAGAUGCUACCACAAGUGGACAUGCUUACGCUGCACAUCCCACUGAACAACCAGACAAGAGGCUUGAUAGGUGCGAUGCAGCUGGCUGCGAUGAAAUCAGAUGCCAUCCUCAUCAAUGUUGCUCGCGGAGGCAUUGUGGAUGAGGAAGCACUAAUUGAGGCACUAAAUAAUGGACGGCUGUUUGGAGCGGGACUGGACUGCCACGAUGAGGAGCCUCCAACUUUGCAGAGGUACGAGAGGCUGUGGAAAACGGACAGGGUUAUGAGCACACCGCACAUUGGCGCGACGACUAGGGAAACCGUCAUCAGGACGGCCACAGCGGCCAUGGAUAAUGUCUAUGCAUACCUCAAGUCAGCUGAUAUGAAGUAG